Passer montanus (Eurasian tree sparrow) is the source of this 1762-nucleotide messenger RNA. RefSeq names its product intraflagellar transport 52 (gene IFT52). Gene Ontology annotation, cellular component: intraciliary transport particle B; centriole; cilium. Lineage: Eukaryota; Metazoa; Chordata; Aves; Passeriformes; Passeridae. The record is from RefSeq and is a predicted model, not a curated record. Gene Ontology annotation, biological process: cilium assembly; intraciliary transport. The transcript is spliced from 13 exons. The coding region runs from base 183 to 1496 and encodes 437 amino acids.
UGCGGUGACCUCUGCACUCGAGGGGGGGGAAACGCCACCCGCGCAUGCGUCCGGUCGGAGCGUUGCUAGGGCGCGCGUGGUGACGGCGGCGCGGCGGGGGCUCGGCGGGGACCCGCGGGCGGCCGGAGCGCUGGCGCUGGCCCGCUGCUCCCCAGAGCCCUCCGGCAGCCCCGGGGGAGCCUAUGGAGAGCGGCCCGCGCAAUGCCAUAGUGUUCAACGCCUCCAAGGGCGAGAGCUUCACGCCGGCCGGCGGCUACAAGGCCCUGCGGAAGAGGCUGCGCGGCAGCUGGAAGGUGCAGAGCUUAAAAGAUGAGAUCACUUCUGAGAGACUGUUUGGGGUGAAAUUGUGGAUUACAGCAGGACCAAGAGAGAAGUUCAGUGCUGAUGAGUUUUCCGUUCUGAAGAAAUUCCUGGAGGAUGGUGGGGCCAUCCUGGUGAUGCUGAGAGAAGGUGGAGAGUCCCGGAAUGGCACAAAUAUUAACUUUUUGUUAGAAGAAUAUGGGAUCAUUUUCAAUAAUGAUGCUGUAGUACGAAAUGUGUAUUACAAGUACCACCACCCAAAAGAAGCACUAAUCUCUGAUGGAGUUUUGAACAGGGGAAUCAGUGAAGCUGCAAAGAAACCAGUGCUUGAGACAACAGAUGAAGAUGGAAGGGGCCAUGACUCUCAAGCUCUCACCUUUGUUUAUCCUUUUGGAGCCACACUGAAUGUGAUGAAGCCAGCAGUGGCAAUUCUGUCCACAGGGUCUGUCUGCUUCCCUCUCAACAGGCCUAUCCUGGCUUUCUAUCAGCAUGAGAGUAAAGGUGGAAAGAUGGCAGCCCUGGGAUCUUCCCACAUGUUCAAUGACCAGUAUUUAGAUAAAGAAGAAAAUGGUAAGAUCAUGGAUGUGCUUUUCCAGUGGCUCACAACAUCAGAUAUUCACUUAAACCAGAUGGAUAUGGAGGACCCUGAGAUUUCAGACUACACCGUGCUCCCAGACACAGCCGCGCUCUCCGAGCAGCUGCGAGUGUGCCUGCAGGAAGGAGAUGAGAACCCCAGAGACUUCACAAAGCUGUUUGAUACAUCCCUUUAUCAGCUGGACACAACUGCCCUCCCUUCAGUUAUCAAAGCUUAUGAAGAGCUGAAUAUGAAACAUGAACCCCUCCAACUCAUUCAGCCUGAAUUUGAGACUCCACUACCUGUCCUCCAGCCAGCUGUUUUUCCACCUGCUUUCAAAGAAUUGCCUCCUCCUGCUCUGGAACUGUUUGACUUGGAUGAAACUUUUUCCUCAGAGAAAGCACGUCUUGCAGAGAUCACGAACAAAUGCACCGACGAUGACCUGGAGUUCUACGUGCGGAAAUGCGGCGAUAUCCUGGGAGUGACCAGUGAACUCCCAAAGGACAAGCAAGAUGCCAAAUAUAUCCUGGAGCACAUCUUCUUCCAAGUGGUUGAGUUUAAGAAACUGAAUCAGGAACACGAUACUGACCCAAGUGAAGCUGGAUUCCAGAACAGUACCUGAGACCUGGCUUUCCCCAGUUUGAGAUAGAACUUUUAGGGAAAGUAUAUUUUUCCAUUUUUAAAGUCUCUCUUCUCAGUGUAUUGAUUGGGACUGUCUCAGUAGUUCACUGGAUGCUUGGAUCAUUUAUGUGUGGUAGUUCAGAUAAUUAAUGCCUUCUGGGGAACUGCUUGUAUUUCACAAGCAAUUUCCAAAGAAUUUCUUAUUUUUCUACUUCUUUAUUGAAACUGUAGUUUUUUAAUAUAUUAAAAAAUAAUAUACCAAGAAAA